This is a messenger RNA of Megachile rotundata (alfalfa leafcutting bee), 2374 nucleotides long. RefSeq names its product activating signal cointegrator 1 complex subunit 2. NCBI's taxonomy places the organism in Eukaryota, Metazoa, Arthropoda, Insecta, Hymenoptera, Megachilidae. Gene Ontology annotation, molecular function: ubiquitin binding. Gene Ontology annotation, biological process: regulation of DNA-templated transcription. The record is from RefSeq and is a predicted model, not a curated record.
GCGUGUGUGUUAUUGGUUAAUAGUUACCUUAUUGCAUCGUCAAUUGUUAAACAACGUUUCAAAUUAUUUAUGACGGAAAAUGAAUUACAUGCGAACAUGGAACCGUACAAGAAUCCUGAUCUUCUACCAUUAGAGGAUUUAAAAUUAAAAAUACAAAUCGGAGGAACGACUGAAACUGUUAAUGCUUUGAGUAAAAGAUGGGCAAGUGACCGUUACUUUUUACAUUAUGAAGCUCCGAUUAUAUACGAUGAUGAUGGGUCUGAGAUUGUGGGAGCUAAAGAACAUUGGAUAAAUGUUGUCAAUUAUAUUAUUAAUGACUUGAAAUGGUUACUUAGUCUUCCUUUCUACAAAUUCUGGUCAAACAUUGUGUACAAUACAUCAGUCAUGAAUUCAUUGGUAUCUUUUUUACAAGAAGCUCCACCAUUUUAUGCUUUAGAAAAUUUCCCAAAUUAUCCUGAAAUGUUGAAACUGUUAGAAACACUACAUUGUUAUGUUCUUAUGAUUUUUGCAAGGCUCGUGACAAAUAAGCAAAGUCAUGAGGAAUAUAUGAGCUGUCCAUUUCUUGGAAAUUUAUUGUAUGAGAACUACAUAUUUACUGUACCGAUUAUCUUAGAUCUCUGUCAACUUUAUGGCAGAGAAAAUGAUAAAGUAAUUAGAAAAAUUUUAAAUUGUUUAUUUACAUUAGAACCACGGUACAAUAAUGAUCUUCAAAAAGCUGUUCCUUGUUUUAUUGAGGCUCUUGAAAAUGUUGAAAGGAAAUUUGGUAACUCUUCCAUCGAGUAUAACAAUGAAGCAGUUUCAUUGUCAAAAAGGAAUACACAUCCUCCAAAACUUACCUUGUUUAAUUUAGAAGAUUUGACAUUAUAUGUGCUAGAUAUAUCAUCAACGGUUACUGUAUUUCUAAAAAAUUACCCUCCUGCAGUGGGUAUAUUUCACAAAAAGGAUUUUAUGAAUAAAAUUGUUUCAAUGUAUGGGAGCACAAUACCUGAAAUGUAUAAAACAAUGGAUAAACUAGCAUAUAAUGAGGAGAAUAUGCCAAAAUAUGUGGAAUUGAAACUUCGUUUGGAUGUAACAAGGAUUGAACUAAUAAAUCUGUAUCGGGUUAUUAUAUAUGAACCUAUAUUGGACAUACAAGAAAAUGUAAAUACAAUUACGGAAACAGAGGUACAUAAACGAGUGGAUGACUAUUGUAUUCUUCUAAAUGAUGCCAUUAGUGAAAAAGAAUUCAUUACAGAUUACGAUCGAUUUUAUCCCGUUCAAGUAGAUUUAGAAACGUUAUCAACUAUUUAUCCUGAAUUUGAUGAAAUGUACAAAUAUACAUUAAACUCUGUCAAUGUAGUUAUUGGAAAAUCAGCUACUUCAUCUGUUACUUUUUCAAAUAGUGUAAACGAAGCAGUAGCUGGACCUAGCGGUGUUUCGAAACAAGCAAUAACAUCUGCUAAUACAAAUUCAUCAAAUGAGAAACGAGUGUCGAUGAAAAAAGAUUCUAUUCAAAUAGUAACUCUAGUUUCUGAAGUUAAGGAUAUCUUGUGUGAUCUAGAUGAACGUUUCAUCGAGAUGUGUUUAGACUAUUACAAUUAUGAUACUGCAUCUGUGAUAAAUGCCGUAUUAGAAGACUCAUUACCCUCCAAGUUAAAGGAAUGGAAAGAUUUAACACCUCCCAUGCCUAAUUCAAUUUACGAUGACACUACGGUUAACAAUGAUCUUGCUUCUGAAAUCAAAGAUCUUCGUGUGUAUGAUAACUAUGAUUAUGAUGAUGGUGAUAAUGUUCAUGUUAAAAUAUCUGAAGUUGUUGAAGUACCAAAGGAGUACAUUAUUAGAAAUUACAGCCUUGCCUUAGACGAAUACGACGAUGAGUAUGAUGAUACGUACGACAAUCGUGACAUACGUGGCAAUGCGCAAGAUGAUUCCAUUGAAAUAGACUCAAGACCUUUUACUACACCAAGAGUACUUCUUGGAAAAAAGAAGGUGGAAACUAUAGAAGAAUCAGAGUCAGAGGAUGAAGAGGUGACAAUGGAAAAUGGAAAAGAUGAUUUUAUACAAAAUCCAGAAGAAGUACGAGCUAAAGCCGAACAACGAAGGCAAGCAAUGCGAGGUGGAAAACACGCAUUCAAUGUAACUGGUAAACCAAAAGGUAAAGGGCAAGAUAAGGAUGUCUUGUACAAUAGACAACAGAAGAAUGCCCAUAAGUCAACAGGGGCUAAUCAUAAUCGUCGUUCUGGUGCCCAAUGGAAACGAAAUCAUGGAAUGAUUCCAUCUUAAACUUACUUAUACUUUUACAAUAUCAGUUGCUGUAAGCCGCCAAUAAAGGACGCAAAAUGUGAACAAUAUUUACAAAGCACGACAAGCAACACUAACAGAAAGACUGACACUA